UUUCAGUAGAUUGUGAUAUAAAUACAGCUGUAUCUGGAAGGUCCAGCCGCCAGGGGAUAUAUGGGAAAUCACGGCCUUUUGGGAUCAGAGGGGCCACCAGGAGUCCCUGGCACAAAAGGAUUGAGAGGGUCAAAAGGAGAAAAGGGUUAUGCAGGCUUAAUGGGUCAACACGGCCUGAUGGGGAAGGUUGGACCAUCGGGCUUACUGGGACUACAGGGUUUUCCAGGCUUUUUUGGGAUUCCAGGGCCUCAUGGGCUACCAGGACAAAAGGGAGACACAGGUCCUGCUGGUUUGACAGGGGAGCUGGGAACUCCAGGUCCUAAGGGGGUGGCAGGAAGCCCAGGUGUGAAAGGUGACAUAGGGAAGCCUGGACCACUGGGUUCUGCGGGAGCCACAGGAACACCAGGUGAUCCUGGUCCAAAGGGCCUUUCUGGACCUGAGGGGCUGAGAGGAGAACCCGGACAGAAGGGGGUGCCAGGAGAGGUUCCUGAUGGCCUGCCAGGAAAUAAAGGACCUCCAGGAUUACCAGGACCAGAGGGUAUUGAUGGUGAGAUGGGAAUUCAGGGCCCUGUUGGCCCUCCAGGACCGCAAGGACCAAAAGGUAGACCUGGACUGGCGGGGAGGAAAGGACAAAAAGGUCAAAAGGGAGAUGAAGGCAAAAGUGGACAUCCAGGGAAGGAUGGACGUACUGGGAAGAGGGGGAAAAGAGGGAAAGCUGGAAAUAGAGGCAUAAGAGGAAGGCGAGGAGAAAAGGGGAAGAUGGGAGAUUUGGGUCAAUUUGGUCCUCCAGGGAGACACGGUACAUAUGGUGUAGCUGGUCCUCAUGGAGAAAAAGGUGAAAUAGGUAGACCAGGGUUUAAGGGAGAAUCUGGGGAUAUAGGACCACAUGGUCCUCCUGGUCGAGAAGGGUUAAAGGGAAUGCAAGGCACUACUGGGGAGCUAGGAAGAGCAGGUUUAAAGGGAGAGCAGGGCAAUAUUGGCCUACCAGGUAGACGAGGUUCUCCAGGCCUACCUGGGCUGCCUGGUUUGUUUGGACAGAAGGGCCUGAAAGGAUUUACUGGACCACCAGGCCCUAGUGGGGGGAGAGGUUUACCUGGUCCACCUGGCCCACCUGGACCACCAGGGACCUCCCUAAAUCUCACAUUGACUCAACUGAAGUUAAGAGUGACUGAGCUCAUAUACAUGUCAGACAAGCCCAACUCCAUCCUGGUACAGGCUCUGUUGGACAACCUUCAGAAACAUCUACACUGGUACAUAAACCCACCAGAUGGCAGCAAACAGCAUCCAGCCACUACAUGUCUGGAGUUGUGGCUUGCUUACCCCACCUCCACUAACGGGAUGUAUUACAUUGAUCCUAACCAGGGUAGCCCAGCUGAUGCUUUUCAAGUGUACUGUGACUUCACAGCAGAACCAAAGACCUGCCUGUCUCCACUCCAGCCUCAGGUUCCAAUAAAAGCUUGGCUGAAGGAUUCUGGCACCGAUAUGUCAUUUUACUGGUUGAGCACGGUUGAAGACGGCUUCCAGUUUGAGUAUCCAGGAGGAACAGAUGUGGUGCAGAUGAGGUUUCUGCGACUGAAUAGCAGAUUUUCCACCCAGACCAUCACAUACUCCUGCCAGCCAGGAAACAGACAGAGCCAUAGAGGGAGGGAAGUCAAAUUCCUGGCUGACACUCAAAGGCAGAGUUACCUGGGGUCACUGCGAGACUGUGCGAUAUCGGAGACGCACGAGUCAGGAGGCCAGGAAUCAGUUUUUCAGUUUGAAAGUGACAAUCUCCAACUGCUGCCUUUCAGGGACCUUGCAUUGUUUGGAAACAAAGAAGUAACCUGGGAGUUUGGCUUCACCAUAGGACCAGCAUGCUUCAGCUAGGGACGCCCCCUUCCUCUGAGCAUGAUUGCAUCUAUGUGAUAGUCUGGCGCUACAAAGAUCUGAACAGGCAAACUGUUUAUUUCUAAUUUUUACUGUCUUCUAUAGCUUCACAUCAUUUUUGAAUUGGCAUUGCUUGUCAGUUCAAAGUUGUGCAACUUUUUUGCAAGUAUGUUAACCAGCCAAUUUAUUUUGGACGUCUUGAACCAUCUUGUUGUUCGUAGUGUAAAUUUUGGGUCAAAAUGACCAAGGACAACCUCUUUCACUAACAAAAAACUGAGGACAAAAGACACAAAGUGAGCUGAAGAUCCUCCAGGAGAAUUAGUUUUUCUCCCUUACUGAAGGGACACUCUUUGUCACUCUGCACAGAGUGACUGUUGGCUUGCCCACUUUUUAGGCCAGGGAUAUUUUGAGCCUGAAUUUCUUGACAUUAACUAUAAUUUUUACAUUUUUCUCGUGUGUUGUUGGUUUUGAAACCUGCUUAUUUAUGUAAGGGUUUGACAUUCAUUUAGUAAUUUUAAUUUUGAUUCAGGUACAUUUUGACUUGAUCAUGGUGUUCAAUUGACAACAUAGGUGGUUCUGGAAGCUCUGAUUGUGGCCUUUGCAUUGAAAAUAACCUAUUCUGAGCUGAAAUUUCACUUUUAUAAAUGUAGGUAUGACCGAGCCCUUAACUCUGGGAUCUCAGGUGUGGCUGGAAUCACCAGGGGAGGAUUCCCUCCUGUGUAACUCUAGUGCCUUUACUGUGCAUUCAGAAUGGGAAUUUCUUACUUGGAAUCCCACAAAGAAUUGGAUUAACAUCACUCAGCCAGUUGAAUGAGCGCUGAUCAUGGUUCUGAUUUUCAUUCAAAACAAAACCACAGUCAUUCAAGAUAAUUUCAUCUAAUAUUAGUAAAUUAACCCUCUACUGCAUUUGGAGCCUAUCAAAUAAGUUAUCUGGGCUGAUGUAUCAGCAAAUGUUAGCUUUUUUUUUAGUUUUUUCCCCUUUCACUGUUUUUAUUUGAACUGUGCACAAUGACAGUACUCACUUUAUUAAUGACAUUUCAGUCUUGAGACCAUCAGGCAACAUUUUUUUUUAAUACCUACAAUGUUUAUAUAAGUCUAAUCAGGGAACAGCCUAAUCAGGAGCGAAUUUUUGAUCCUACGCACCCAUUUAUAGCGUGUAAGAACUCUGUCCUAGUUAUCACCUACAGUAUAAGUUAAAUGUAACUAUUGUAUAUACAUCAUGUUACUGUUGUAGAUACUUUCUAACUUACUCUAGUUGAAUUUAAAUUUAGUCUACAUUUAUUAGUACUUCAAUCAUCUCCGUGCAUCUGCAUCUUUGUCAUGAGUUUUCUCCUGCUGAGUUUCUACCUGGUUUUAAGGUUCCUGAUUUAUGUUGUGUUGAUGUUAGGUUUUCCUGUUUCAUUCUCGAUGUUUUUCAACAUUUUGCUGAUGCAGCAGAGAUGUUAAAGCUACAUUAAUGUAUUUUUUGGCCAUUUGGGGGCUGCAGGAAAAGCUGAAAACACAACAGUAACAUUCUUGCCUCACAAAGGUAUGGAGAAGCUAACAGUUGCCUUUUGCAAGUUUAGGAUUGAUUUAGAUUGGUGUUUGU
Molecule: messenger RNA, 3454 nt
Organism: Xiphias gladius (swordfish)
Lineage: Eukaryota; Metazoa; Chordata; Actinopteri; Istiophoriformes; Xiphiidae
Product: collagen alpha-1(II) chain-like
Exons: 25
Coding region: 61-1866 (601 amino acids)
Molecular function (GO): extracellular matrix structural constituent
Source: RefSeq, a predicted model, not a curated record